Messenger RNA from Rubroshorea leprosula, 1197 nucleotides. Lineage: Eukaryota; Viridiplantae; Streptophyta; Magnoliopsida; Malvales; Dipterocarpaceae. The record is from the annotation of a GenBank genome assembly.
AUUAAAACUAGUGGUUUUUAUUACUUAUGCCGUUAAAAUUGAUAAUUUCCGUUACACACUAAUAAUUUUCAUCAAUGUGUAAUGAAAUGUGUAAUUAUAUAAGAUAUAUGUAACAUUGUCCCUUAAAGUUAUCCUAUGUGCGAGCGACAGUAUCUUUACCGUGACACAAGGGCUGUGGAAGGAGAGUACUUGAUCGGAGUAGGAAGCUAUGACAUGACAGGGCCGGCGGCCGGGGUGAACAUGAUGGGCUACGCCAACAUGGAUCAGAUAUCGGCCGGCAUCCAUUUCCGGUUGAGAGUUAGAAAUUUCAUCGUGGCUGAGAGUUCUCGAGGUCCCAGGUUUGCCUUCAUCAAUCUUGAGGCAAGAAUGGCUUCACAGCUAGUCACCAUUAACGUUCUAAAAAGACUCAUGUUAAGCGCGCGAGACAACCAAAGAUCGACAAUAAAUGAGCUCCUCGUUUUGGAGACCUUAUCAGAUAAGUCAGUGGUGUAUUUUGUGAGGGCCACUGCCAAAUCCUCCUCCGAAUCAAAGAUGCUCACCUUCCUGCCUUCACUUUUCUCGGUUGCCAUCCUUGUGUCUGCAAUCAUCGCCUUCGUUCUCCACCCAUACCCCCUUGAUUUCGUGUCGACAAUAGAAGCCCUUUUGAAAACCGCCAAGCUUGCAAGGGUUUUCAACACUGCUGGCCUUAAGAACAAUGAAGUGUAGUUUGGAGAUUUGUACACUGAAGAAAAUUUGGCGAUUAGUGGUACACAUAUACAUGCAGGGCCUGGAGGAUACUCGCAGUAUCCAAAUGAAGUGCUGAGCACAAAGAUUAUUGGGGAGAGGCAAUUUCAGAAGGCUGUUGAACCAUUUAGUUCUGCCACUAACCAAUUGAUGGGAAAAUUUUAUUAUCGCCAGGUGUAUCUGAACUUGAGUAACAUCGAGGUCGAAUUAGAUGGGAACACCGUGGUCAAGACUUGUCCGGUAGCUCUAGGGGUUUUGCUGCCGGAACUACAUAUGGACCUGGGGUCUUUGGGUUUCAACAAGGUGAUACAAAGGUCUGUAUCUGAUAUUUUGAGCCAUGGAUUUCAAGAUUUCCAUCUGGGUUGGGAUCAGUUUGGUUUAUUGUUUGGAAUUUGGAUGCAGGGAAACUAAUAUAACAUGCUUUCUGGCUUCUACAGUUUAAUGAGUUCUGGAAAAAAAAGUGAGGGAUUUGUU